CUUGGGAGCAAAGGUAAUAGUUAUGGGGAGGGGAUGAGAACUGAGCAAAGGGAGAUCGAUAUCUAAUGAGAUAAAAAAAACAUUUUGUCUCCUAAGAGAGAUGGUGACAAUGAUUGAAAGAGAUUAGAAACAGAGCUCCGAGGAAGAACAGAGAAAGUCACAACAGAAGAAAGAACUCGGAGCAACCCAAACUGUGCCAGCUGUAUUGAAGUGGAGGUCGGAAUAUCUAUCACACAUAAAUAGAAAUAAUCAUGGAGAAUGUGGGACUUGGGUCACAGGUCAACAUCAUUAGAAGUAAGAGAGUUCUGAUUGGAAAAAAUGUCUCACCAGCAGAUAUUCUAAUUGGAGAUGGCAAGAUUAUUAGCAUUGAUCCCUGGGGAAAGCAACAGCCAGCAAAAGGAUCACAGCUCCUGGAUGUUGGGAACCUUGUGGUCAUGCCUGGAGUCAUUGAUUCCCAUGUACAUGUCAAUGAGCCGGGACGCACUGACUGGGAAGGAUUCCACACUGCCACGCGGGCUGCGGCUGCCGGAGGCAUAACAACAAUCGUAGACAUGCCACUCAAUAGUCUCCCACCCACCACUUCUGUGAGUAAUUUUCACAUCAAACGGAAGGCUGCUGAGGGCCAGUGCUUUGUGGAUGUAGCAUUUUGGGGUGGAAUAAUUCCGAAUAACCAGGUGGAGAUAUUACCUAUGCUACAUGCUGGUGUUGCUGGAUUCAAAUGUUUCCUAAUCUCCAGUGGGGUACCAGAGUUCCCCCAUGUCAGUCUAAUGGAUCUGCACACAGCCAUGCCGGAGCUGCAAGGCACCAACAGUGUGCUUCUGUUUCAUGCUGAACUUGAUGACCCCAAGAGAGAUACAGUCAUCGGAGACCAUGUGCUUUAUAAAACAUUCCUCGAUUCUCGCCCUGACCAGAUGGAAGUUGCUGCAGUUGAAGCAGUGGUCUGUCUUUGUCUGGAAUACAAAGUACGCUGCCAUAUUGUGCACCUAUCCUCAGCGAAAUCGCUUCCGAUUAUCAGAAAAGCAAAAAUGGCCGGAGCACCGAUCACAGUGGAGACUACCCACCAUUAUCUAUCUCUAACUGCUGAGUACAUUCCUCCAGGGGCCACAUAUUACAAGUGCUGCCCCCCCAUAAGGGAUCAUAACAACAAGGAGGCACUGUGGAGGGCUCUUCAACAGGGAGACAUAGACAUGGUUGUGUCUGAUCAUUCACCCUGCACUCCAGAUCUUAAACUCCUGCAGGAUGGAGAUUUUAUGGAUGCUUGGGGGGGAAUAUCCUCUUUACAGCUCGGGCUGUCUCUUUUCUGGAGCUCCGCAAGAGGCCGAGGAUUCACUGUGUCCGAUGUGUCGCAGUUGUUGAGCAGUAAUCCAGCCAAACUGUGCAGCUUGGACAAUUGUAAGGGGUCUAUUAAAAUUGGAUAUGACGCGGACUUUGUUAUCUGGGAUCCGGACAAAGAAUAUCAGGUGCAGGAAUCAAGGCUUCACCACAAGAAUAAGCUUACCCCCUACCUGGGAUUCAGGCUAUGGGGAGACAUUGUUGCAACUCUUGUUCGAGGAAUUCUCGUAUAUCACAAAGGGAGGCACUACCCACGAGCUUGUGGAAAACCUGUCCUUCUCCGCACAAUAAGUCCACCGGAGCCUAGUGCACCGUAUUACUGAGCCUUCUAUUUUUAAAUCUAUAGAUUGCACCCUACUAAUAAUUACCACAAGUAUUUAAAAAAAAAGAAUAAAUCUUACUUGAAGUGUCUUCUUUCAAUGGUAACCACCCAAUUAGAGACCAUUUCUGAUUACUUCAAUAAAUUUACACAAAUA
This is a messenger RNA of Pelobates fuscus (common spadefoot toad), 1808 nucleotides long. Its product is annotated as allantoinase, mitochondrial-like. Gene Ontology annotation, molecular function: allantoinase activity; zinc ion binding; cobalt ion binding. Bases 252 to 1655 code for a protein of 467 amino acids. The transcript has 12 exons. NCBI's taxonomy places the organism in Eukaryota, Metazoa, Chordata, Amphibia, Anura, Pelobatidae. Gene Ontology annotation, cellular component: cytoplasm. The record is from RefSeq and is a predicted model, not a curated record. Gene Ontology annotation, biological process: purine nucleobase catabolic process; allantoin catabolic process.